Sinocyclocheilus rhinocerous is the source of this 1902-nucleotide messenger RNA. RefSeq names its product zinc finger protein OZF-like. Gene Ontology annotation, cellular component: nucleus. Lineage: Eukaryota; Metazoa; Chordata; Actinopteri; Cypriniformes; Cyprinidae. The coding region runs from base 244 to 1755 and encodes 503 amino acids. Gene Ontology annotation, biological process: regulation of gene expression. The record is from RefSeq and is a predicted model, not a curated record. The transcript has 3 exons.
UAUAAAAACAGUUUGGUAAAGCAGCAUUUUACAGAGUCAUUCUGUAUCGUUUUCAUCUGGUUCAGCGCUAUUUGUGCGUCUUUUCUGGCAUCUGCUGUCUGAAAUAAACGUUCAGCCUAGCAGACAACAACAAUCAAUUCACCUACAGUUCAGUGUUUUCAAAGCAGUUUACCAAUAAAUGCUGGAAUGUUCCCAUUAGCCUAAAAUUGAAGAAGAUAAAGUUGGUGUGAGAAAAUUGAAAACAUGGAUGAGCCCUGCGGAAUAAAACAGGAAGAUAUUGAACAACAAAUAGACCUGAUAGAAGAGAACAAGGAGAUUGAAGAACUAGUUGAAGCAGGGGAGAAACAUCUGGUCAAAACUGAAGAGAUAUCCUGGAGUUCCUCAUUGAAAAACGACAAUAUAUGUUUCACUUGCUUUCACUGUGGAAAGAGUUUCUCAUGCAAGCAAAAUCUUGAGCUUGACAUAAUAUUUCAUUUUGGAGGGAAGCCAUAUGCAUGUGAUGAGUGCGAGAAGAUUUUCACAAUAAAAGGAAACCUUAUUGAACACAUAAAAAUUCACACUGCAGAGAAGCCACACACAUGGGAUCAAUGUGGGAAGAGUUUCCCACAAAAACAAAACCUUGAUGAACAUAAGAAAAUCCACACUCUGGAAAGGCCAUGCGAAUGUGAUCAAUGUGGGACGAGUUUCCCAUAUAAAGGACACCUUGACAAACACAUGAGGAUCCACACUGGAGAAAAGCCGCACAAAUGUGACCAAUGUGGGAAGAGUUUCGCACAAAAAGGAAACCUUACCGUACACAAGAAUAUCCACACUGGAGAGAAACCAUAUGCAUGUGAUCAGUGUGGGAAGUGUUUCAUACAAAAAGUGCCUUUUAAUGAUCACAUGAAAAUCCACAGUGGAGAGAAGCCAUAUGCAUGUGAUCAGUGCGGGAAGAGUUUCGCACAAAAAAGAAACCUUAACGAACACAUGAAAGUCCACACUGGGGAGAAGCCGUUCACAUGUGAUCAGUGUGGGAAGAGAUUCACACAUAAAGGUAACCUUAAUGAACACAUGAAAAUCCACACUGGAGAGAAGCCAUAUGCAUGUGAACAGUGCGGGAAGUGUUUCAUACAUAAAACAAGCCUUAACGAACACAUAACAAUUCACACAGGAGAGAAACCGCACACGUGUGCUCAAUGUGGGAAGAGUUAUGCACAAAAAGGAGGCCUUAAAGAACACAUGAAAAUCCACACUGGAGAAAAGCCAUACACAUGUGAUCAAUGUGGGAAGAGUUUUAGAAAAUCAGGCGUUUUUAAAGUACAUCUGCUUAGUCAUUCUAGAGAAAGGCUAUAUAGCUGUGAUCAAUGCGGUAAAAAGUUUUUUAGGGCAGAUUUUCUGAAGGAUCACCUGAAGGUUCAUACAAAGGAGAAACCUUAUGUAUGUUCUUUGUGUGGAAAGAGUUUUAGUCAGAUGGGUACUUUAAAAUUACACCAGAAAAGACACAGCGGUGUGAAGGAUCAUGUUUGCUCUAAAUGUGGUAAGGCUUUUUUUACAGAUGGUGCACUGAAAGUGCACAGGACAGUUCACACUAGAGAAACACCUUACAAGUGUUCACACUGUGACAAGAGCUUCAAACGCUCAGAAUAUCUGAGGAUACAUGAGAGGAUCCACACUGGAGAGAAGCCGUAUCACUGCCCAACAUGUGGGAAGAGUUUCACUCAUUUUUCUUCUCUAACCGCUCAUAAAAAAACCCACAUGUCUGAAAUGAUAGAGUAAUUACAGAGUAGUAGUUUUGAGUUCUGAUCUGUAAGACUGCAUAAAGCAAGUAUAUUGAUAAUUGAUUAAUCAAAGAUUAUUAGAACAAGUAAUGAACUGAUUGAUUAUUUCAGAAGAAUAUUUGAAGAGUUAAUUUGCAAAAACGGA